UCUUAGGGAACAGCUUCCAGUAAAUAGAUCUGCUGCUCAGACUGGUCUGUCUCACCCCCAGCAGGCAGGGAGGCAGGAUGCAUCCUGGGCUGUGGCUGGUGACCACCACCCUGGCAGCGAUGCUGGGCACAGCUUUGAUGGAGGACGGAGUGUGUCGGGCACCAGACGGCCGGGACGGCUUCCCAGGAGUCCCUGGCCGUGACGGGAGGCCAGGGCAGAAGGGGGACAUGGGAGAGCCGGGGAAGUCGACACAGAGGACGGGCAUCCAGGGCCUCAAAGGGGAUGCGGGAGAGCCAGGGCACCCCGGCGUGCCAGGGAACCAGGGCUACCCCGGCUACCACGGCCCCCCCGGCAUCCCAGGCCCGCCUGGCCCAAAGGGGGAGAAGGGGAAGGCUGGGAACAUCCUGGAGCAGCCACGGCCCGCCUUCUCGGCCUCCCGGAGCUCCUCGGCGCCCCUGGGCAAGACCGUGGUGUUCGACCACGUCAUCACCAACCAGGAGGGCUCCUACAGCCCCCAGAGCGGCCACUUCACCUGCCGCACCCCCGGCCUCUACUACUUCUCCUUCCAGGUGAGCUCCGGGGGGGAUCUGUGCCUCAGCAUCACCAAGAACCUCGAGCCCGUCGUCAGCUUCUGCGACCGCAACGGCCGCCAGGUGCCGCAGGUGAACUCGGGCAGCGCCGUGCUGGGGCUGGCGGCGGGCGACCGCGUGGCCGUGGGCAGCGGCGCCACAGGCCCCGGCGCCAUCCUCAGCGCCCUGGAGGCCGACAGCGUCUUCAGCGGCUUCCUGCUCUUCCCUCACAACGGCUGAUGGCUCCCGGGGCCAGGGGGCGUUCCCUGGGCUGCCCAGGCUGGAUCUGCUCAGCACCACUGUUCCCUGGGCUGCCCAGGCUGGAUCUGCUCAGCACCAGUGUUCCAUGGGCUCUCCAGGCUGGAUCUGCUCAGCACCAGUGUUCUCUGGGCUCACAAGGCCAGACCUGCUCAGCACCACUGUUCCCUGGGCUGCCCAGGCUGGAUCUGCUCAGCACCAGAGUUCCCUGGGCUGCCCAGGCUGGAUCUGCUCAGCACCAGUGUUCCCUGGGCUGCCCAGGCCAGACCUGCUCAGCACCAGUGUUCCAUGGGCUCUCCAGGCUGGAUCUGCUCAGCACCAGUGUUCUCUGGGCUCACAAGGCCAGACCUGCUCAGCACCACUGUUCCCUGGGCUGCCCAGGCUGGAUCUGCUCAGCACCAGAGUUCCCUGGGCUGCCCAGGCUGGAUCUGCUCAGCACCAGUGAUCCCUGGGCUGCCCAGGCUGGAUCUGCUCAGCACCACUGUUCACUGGGCUGCCCAGGCUGGAUCUGCUCAGCACCAGAGUUCACUGGGCUGCCCAGGCUGGAUCUGCUCAGCACCACUGUUCCCUGGGCUCUCCAGGCUGGAUCUGCUCAGCACCACUGUUCCCUGUGCUCACAAGGCCAGACCUGCUCAGCACCAGUGUUCCCUGGGCUGCCCAGGCUGGAUCUGCUCAGCACCAGUGUUCUCUGGGCUGCCCAGGCUGCUCAGCACCAGUGUUCUCUGGUCUGCCCAGGCUAGAUCUGCUCAGCACCACUGUUCCGUGUGCUCACAAGGCCAGACCUGCUCAGCACCAGUGUUCACUGGGCUCACCAGACCAGAUCUGCUCAGCACCACUGUUCCCUGGGCUCAACAGGCCAGACCUGCUCAGCACCAGAGUUCACUGGGCUGCCCAGGCUGGAUCUGCUCAGCACCAGUGUUCUCUGGGCUCACAAGACCAGAUCUGCUCAGCACCAGUGUUCCCUGAGCUCUCCAGACCGGAUCUGCUCAGCACCAGUGUUCCAUGGGCUCUCCAGGCUGGAUCUGCUCAGCACCAGUGUUCCCUGGGCUCAACAGGCCAGACCUGCUCAGCACCAAUGCUCCCUGGGCUCACCAGACCAGAUCUGCUCAGCACCACUGUUCACUGGGCUCACUAGGCUGGAUCUGCUCAGCACCACUGUUCUCUGCAUGGCUUAUUAACUCCUGUGGGUGUGGGGGCUGGUUUAGUACCACAGCACAACAGAGGUGACCCCAAAUUUUGUCACCUGAGCUUCCAGCACUGUCCCAAAGCAGCUGGGCUGGGAGUCACCUCUGCCAGCCUGCCCACGCCAUCCUGCAGGCAGAGCACUCCUGGCUCCAGCAGCCGCUCUGCCCCCAGCCCUUGGGCACUGGGAUCCCUCGGCAGCCGUGGGGCUUUGCUCCUGAGUGGGGAAUCCCUCUGUGCCUCUGCUUCUGCUGCCCUGAGCACUGCAAACACCUUCCAGGCUGCUCACACCCUCACCAGCAGCACCAAUAAACUCAGCUCCCAAAACACA
Molecule: messenger RNA, 2340 nt
Organism: Colius striatus (speckled mousebird)
Lineage: Eukaryota; Metazoa; Chordata; Aves; Coliiformes; Coliidae
Gene: C1QA
Product: complement C1q A chain
Exons: 3
Coding region: 78-809 (243 amino acids)
Molecular function (GO): protein binding
Source: RefSeq, a predicted model, not a curated record